This is a messenger RNA of Saccharomyces paradoxus, 1620 nucleotides long. RefSeq names its product FG-nucleoporin NUP60 (gene NUP60). The record is from RefSeq and is a predicted model, not a curated record. Gene Ontology annotation, cellular component: nuclear pore nuclear basket; nuclear pore. Gene Ontology annotation, molecular function: structural constituent of nuclear pore. Gene Ontology annotation, biological process: intracellular mRNA localization; mRNA export from nucleus in response to heat stress; telomere tethering at nuclear periphery. The transcript has a single exon. Lineage: Eukaryota; Fungi; Ascomycota; Saccharomycetes; Saccharomycetales; Saccharomycetaceae. Bases 1 to 1620 code for a protein of 539 amino acids.
AUGCACCAUAAAUCAUUAAGGAGAGCUAGCGCUAAUAUGCCUUCGGCUCCCUAUAGAAAGCAAGUUAUUGGCAAUGCACGCAAGAAACCAAGCCUUUUCUCCAAAAUAAAAACCUUUUUUACUCAAAAAGAUCCAAUGAGAGCAAGUUCAAGGAAUAAUGUUACUAAUGAAAAAUUGCGCAAUGAGGCUUUUAACAGAAGAAUCUCAAGUAUGCCUGGAGGAUAUUUCCAUUCUGAAAUAUCCCCGGAUUCUACUUUCAACCGCUCUGUAGUAGUUUCUGCAAUGGGAGAAAACAGAAAUGGCAUUGAGAACAAAGAAGAACGGUAUGAUGAAACGCAUGAAACGAACGUUUCCAACGCGAAGCUUGCAACCUUUUUUAGUAAAAAAGGUAAUGAGCCUUUAUCGGAAAUUGAAAUAGAGGGUGUGGUGUCACUGUUACAAAAAUCAAGCAAAUCCAUGAUAACAUCGGAAAGAGAACAAAAAUCAGCAGAAGGUAGUAACGUCGAUCAGUCCCUUAUUUUGAAAGAGUCAGGAAGUACGCCAAUCGGCCUAUCUAAUGCGCCGACGUUUAAUCCGAAAUAUGAUACUUCAAAUGCUUCAAUGAAUACAACUUUAGGAAGCAUUGGCUCAAGAAAAUACAGUUUUAACUAUUCCAGUCUACCCUCUCCAUACAAAGCAACUGUUUAUAGGUAUAGCGCAGCAAAAAAGAUCCCCGAUACAUACACAGCCAACACAUCCACUCAAAGCAUAGCUUCCGCUAAAUCAGUAAGAACUGGUGUUUCAAAGUCAGCACCUACUAAGAAAAUAAGCAAUACGGCUGCAGCAUUGGUUUCGCUACUAGAUGAAAAAGAUACUAAGAGGAAUAAUGCAGCUUCGGAACUCGCUAAUCCAUACUCUUCUUAUGUAAGCCAAAUACGCAAACAUAAGAGGGAUUCUCCAAAUGCUGUACCAAGGCAAGAGGACAGUCAAGAAUCUACGGUUAAGCCUUUACUUGAGAACGGUCCUGAACAAGUUGAAGAACCAAUGAAACAAGUUUACGUCACCAAAAUUUCACCAUCUGCGCCAAGCAAGGAUUCUUUUACUAAAUACAAACCUGCAAGGUCUUCAUCCUUACGCUCGAAUGUCGUGGUAGCUGAAACCUCCCCUGAAAAGAAGGAGAAUGUAGGUAAACCUCCAUCUUCUACUUUUAACUUUUCCUUUAAUACUCCAAAGAACGUUGAAGACACUGAAAAUGGAUAUAAGAACGAGAAUGCACCUUCUGCACCAUCAAAGGAAUUUAAUUUUUCCAACCUACAGACGAAGCCGUUAGUUGGAAAGCCAAUAACUGAACUUUCUAAAGGCGAUUCUACUCCGGUCAAAUCUGCUGACUUUUCGGUUACUCCUCAAAAAAGUACAUCGAAGAGCUUUGUUUUCAGCAGUGUCCAAAAGAAAUCACAGUUUAAUCUCUCGCAAGAAAGAGAUAACGAAGUUAAACAUAUGGACUCCUCAAUAUAUAAUGACUUUUCGAAAGAAGAGCCGGAAGAGUUUGAUUUUGAUGUUCCCGUGGAGUCUAAACAAGUAGGAAAUGACUUGGUUGAUGAAAAUAAAGUUGAGGCUUUCAGGUCUUUAUUCACUUUUUGA